AUGGGCAGCAACUCUGCAAUCUCCACUCGUUCAAAGAUACUACAACUAUUAGCAUGCUUCACAUUCUUUCUCGUCCUUCUUUUAUCCGUUACCCGCUUCAUUCUAGAUCCUCGAGAUCGAGCAAGGUGUAAUGGAAUGUUGAAUGAAGGAUGGUGGCUAGAGGAGCCGUAUACCAAAUGGCAGCCUUCAGGAUGUAUGCCACACACAUACAAUGCAAAGGAGAUCUCGACAUGUCUCAAUCACUCAAGGGUCCUUUAUGUUGGCGACUCGAUCAUGCGUGAGCAGUUUUACUCGUUGACACGGAUGGUGCGUGAGAUUGAUACCAAAGGACCCUUACACAUUGAUCGCAAGUACGAGUCAAAGGAGCAUGGAAUGACAUUCGAGUUUUGGUGGGAUCCAUAUAUCAACUCUACUCGCACGGUGGAGAUGCUCAACACUACCGAUCCUGACAACCGCCCAAGCUUGCUGGUCAUUGGUAGUGGCAUUUGGUAUAUGCGACAUCUCGGUGAUAGAUACUUUGAUGAAUGGCGAAAGGGUGUGGAUCGUGUGAUGGAUGCUGUACAAUCUUCAAGCAAGGUCGCUGAUGCUGUAUUAUUAUCCCCGGUCGAAAUCCCUCAAUUCGAUCGUCUCAACGCUGUACGACAACAACGAUUCACCAUGGAUAAGAUCAAUCGAAUGAACAACUACCUCAAAGGCAAGGAGCCCACCCUUGAUAUUCAAACACCAUUCGCUGUUCCUUUUGCUUGGAAUUCUAUUUGCUCGUCAACAGUCAACCAAACGGAUGAUGGCUUGCACUACAAGCCCACCGUAACCACGGUCCAGGCCACCUUGGGUCUCAAUUACCGAUGUAACGACUUGUUACCAAAGCACUUCCCCAUGGCCAAUACAUGCUGUAUGCAAUAUCCAACACCAGCCUGGUACCAAAACUUGAUUUUGUUGUACUUUUUACUUUGGAUCCCUAUUGGUUUCUAUGUCCUUAGCCCUGAUUCCCAUAUCCAAUUUAUGCGCCGCUUUUAUCCUUCUGAAACAACCACCCUGACAUCACUUUUCAUCUUUGGCUUGGGCGUGGUUUACAUGUACAUUGGUGACCGUUCUCAUUUGUUUGGCAAGCAUCUCAAGAAAUUUGAUGCAUCAACCUUUGGAUGGCUCAUGUUGGUUAUGGUUAUUGGUGGCAUCGUGAGCUUACGACGUAAAAAGGAGGGCGAUCAAGGAUUCCUCAAUCGAGCACAAACCGACGAGUGGAAGGGCUGGAUGCAGAUCAUUAUUCUUGUGUACCAUUUUACAGGUGCUUCCCAAACACCAGGCAUUUACAAUGCUAUGCGUGUGCUCGUAGCUGCCUACCUGUUCCAGACUGGCUAUGGUCACUUUUUCUUCUUUUACAAAAAGGCCGACUUUGGCAUGGCUCGUGUACUCAAUGUUAUGGUGCGACUCAACCUAUUGACCCUCGUACUCGAGUAUGUGAUGGACACCAACUAUCUCAGCUACUAUUUCACGCCCUUGGUCUCAUUCUGGUUCGGCGUGAUUUGGGUAACCAUGUACAUUGGCCAUAAACACAAUACCAAGGCGUGGUUCCUUUUCGCCAAGAUCCUGGUGAUGGGUGCUUUAACAGGAGUGUUUAUUCACGUGCCAGGUAUUCUUGAAGCAACGUUCCAGGCACUUGAGGUGUUGUUCAACAUUCAUUGGGACGCUGUUGAAUGGAGGUUCCGAUUGGCACUUGAUGCAUGGAUUGUUUAUGUUGGUAUGGUGUUUGCUUAUGCUACGCUCAAAUUCAAUGAGAACAAGUUACACGAGCACGCCCUUUGGUCACUUGCCAUCAAGCCCGUAUUGGCUAUCAUAUCAUGCCUCGCUUUAUGGUGGUUCUUUUGGUUCGAAUUGUCACAACCCAACAAACAAGCAUACACGUUGUAUCAUCCUUACAUCUCAUGGAUACCCAUUCUCGCUUUUAUCACUUUACGAAAUGCUACCGUUUUCCUUCGAAACACCACUUCCGGCUUUUUUGAAUUCAUCGGCAAAUGCUCCCUUGAGACUUUUAUCGGUCAAUUCCACAUGUGGCUCGCAGCAGACACCAAAGGCUUGUUGAUUGUCCUCACCGAUCCAUCAUGGGCAGUGGGUCUCGGCUGGUUCUUUAACCUCGCCCUUUCUAGCUGCAUCUUUAUGCUUGUAUGUUAUCACCUUAACCAAGCAACAGGCACUAUUACCAAAUGGAUUUGUUCAUCCGCAAAUAAUGCUUCAUUCUCCAACACAUCCUCAACGACAUCCUCCUCCAAUCAACAACAACAACAAGACGCCGUGCCACUUUUGCCAACCACGGUGCAAGAUAACGACGAUACCAAGCCUGAGGACGAUGAGACAUGGCAACAGCCCUUACCUUCAAAGCCAUCUUUAUGGCGCCGCGUCGCUGGCGACCUACGAGUGCGUUCAUUGCUAUUCCUUAUUUUCCUCGGCAUGAUCAACCAUCUCUGUUAA
Lichtheimia ornata is the source of this 2466-nucleotide messenger RNA. RefSeq lists its product as uncharacterized. Gene Ontology annotation, biological process: carbohydrate metabolic process. The transcript is spliced from 3 exons. The record is from RefSeq and is a predicted model, not a curated record. Gene Ontology annotation, cellular component: Golgi apparatus. Lineage: Eukaryota; Fungi; Mucoromycota; Mucoromycetes; Mucorales; Lichtheimiaceae. Gene Ontology annotation, molecular function: acetyltransferase activity. The coding region runs from base 1 to 2466 and encodes 821 amino acids.